Messenger RNA from Durotheca rogersii, 2705 nucleotides. Its product is annotated as Pentulose kinase. The record is from RefSeq and is a predicted model, not a curated record. Bases 429 to 2216 code for a protein of 595 amino acids. Lineage: Eukaryota; Fungi; Ascomycota; Sordariomycetes; Xylariales; Xylariaceae. The transcript is spliced from 5 exons. Gene Ontology annotation, biological process: carbohydrate metabolic process. Gene Ontology annotation, molecular function: phosphotransferase activity, alcohol group as acceptor; kinase activity.
AACCCACCUCGCCCCCUCAAUAGGGAGGGCAGAGGAAGCUCUACUUAGGGCAGUAAGCUAUCGAUCCUAGGAUGGGAAAACUCACGAUAUUUGAUAAUCGGCAUUGACCUGUAUUUUUUUUUUCUUUUCUUUUCUCUCUCUUUUUUUUCUUUAGCCCGUUCCUUCCCCUCUUUGCUCUUCUUUUAUUCCCUCCCGCUCCUCCGAGGGACACUUCGACGUCCGUUAUACGCAACCCCCCAUUGAGAGUGAAGGAGGCGUCAGCGAGCAGCAUCUCGUAGACAACGCCUCGCGAUCGAUCGGGCAAGCCCAAGCUUCCUCUUUGUGUACGAUUCGCGGCCGUAGCUGUUUCGCACCUCCGACCGUAAACUCGUCUCGCGCAUCGGCAAACUUUUUGCUCGCACUAAGCGGCGUGCCGCUCUGUCACCAGGAUGGACACCCGCAAUGUCAUCCACUUCGAAAACAAUGACCACUACAUCGGGAUUGAUGUCGGCACCGGCUCUGCCCGCGCCUGCCUCAUAGACUCGACGGGGGACAUCAAGGCUCUCGCGUCCGAGACGAUCAAGCUAUGGCAACCCCAGCAGGGCUACUACGAGCAAUCAACCACGGAUAUCUGGCACUGCAUCUGCCAUUGCGUCCAGCGCGUCGUCGUCCAGUCUGACAUCGACGUCAGCCUCAUCAAGGGCAUAGGCUUCGACGCUACCUGCUCGCUGGCCGUCUUCUCCCAGGACGAAGACCUGCCCGUCACCGUCACCGGGCCCGACUUCAAGAACGACGGCAACGACCGCAACGUCAUCCUGUGGCUGGACCACCGCCCCGUCCAGGAGACGGAGAAGAUCAACGCCACGGGCCACAACCUGCUACGCUACGUCGGCGGCAAGAUGAGCAUCGAGAUGGAGAUCCCCAAGGUCCUGUGGCUGAAGAACAACAUGCCGAAGGAGCUCUUCGAUCGCUGCAAGUUCUACGACUUAGCCGACGCGCUAACCCAUCUGGCUACCGGCAACGAAAACCGAAGCUUCUGCAGCACCGUCUGCAAGCAGGGCUACGUCCCCGUGGGCGUGGAUGGGAGCGAUAAGGGCUGGCAGGAGGAUUUCUUCAACGAGAUUGGGCUGGGGGAUCUCACCAAGGACAACUUUAAGCGCAUGGGAGGCGUCAACGGAGUGAAUGGCAAGUAUCUCAGCGCGGGAGAGCUUGCUGGGUACUUGUCCGACCAUGCCAGCAAGCAACUCGGUUUACCAGCGGGCAUCGCCGUCGGUAGCGGCGUUAUCGAUGCCUACGCCGGCUGGAUUGGCACCGUAGGAGCCAAGGUCGACACGGAAUAUGGCCAUGCGGAUGAGAGCGCUCCGGCGAAUGACCUCGCCCAGGCUUCGACCCGGCUCGCUGCCGUAGCCGGCACAUCCACCUGCCAUCUGGCCAUGUCCGAGAAGCCCGUGUUUGUAAACGGCGUAUGGGGACCUUAUCGUGAUGUCCUUCUGCCCAAUUUCUGGCUGGCAGAGGGUGGCCAGUCGGCCACGGGCGAGCUCUUGAGACACGUCUUGGAAACUCACCCGGCACACAAAGACGUGAUGCCCCUCGUGUCGGCGAUGCACACGAACAUCUACGACUACAUGAACGGCCACCUGAGGGAGAUGGCCGAGAAGAGCCAGGCUCCCCGCGUCUCGUGGCUAGGCCGGCACUUCUUCUUCUACGGCGACCUGUGGGGGAACCGGUCGCCGGUCGCGGACCCCAACAUGAAGGGCUCGGUGAUCGGGCUGAGCUCGGACUCGAGCAUCGACGGGCUCGCGCUCUACUACUACGCGACGAUGGAGUUCAUCGCGCUGCAGACGCGGCAGAUCGUCGAGGCGAUGAACGCGGCGGGCCACGGCAUCCAGACCAUCUUCAUGUCGGGCAGCCAGUGCCAGAACGACAUGCUCAUGGACCUGAUCGCGACGGUGUGCGACAAGCCGGUGCUGAUCCCGCGGUACGUGCACGCGGCCGUGGUGCACGGCGCGGCCAUGCUCGGCGCCAAGGCGGCCAGCGCGGACCCGGACGGCGGCACCGAGGACCUCUGGAGCAUCAUGGACCGCAUGAGCAAGCCCGGCCGCCUCGUCAAGCCCGGCACCGACGCCAACGAGAAGAAGCUGCUCGACGCCAAGUACGGCGUCUUCCUCGAGCAGUGCCGGACCCAGCAGGAAUACCGCAGGAAGGUCGACGCUGCGAUCGGGUCCUGGGGCCAGUAGUUUUUUUUUUUUGUUUUGUUGGAAAGGGGAAUGGAUGAGGUAGGUAAUGUGUAAUAAGACCGGCUCAGAUGGCGGGAUGGAUGAUGGACUUUGGUGAGCGGAUAGGAAAGAACAUAUCUCCCUAUGCAAUCCUAUACCUAGGUAGAGCGAUAAAUAGAAUGGACUUGUUUUGCUAUAGGGUUGUGUAGCAUAUUGGCAUGAAGGGUGAACGGAGUUGCUGUAUCGUGGAACGCGUUGGAAAAUGCAGGCAUCGAGACGGAAUGCCCUCCUGGGUUACGUUUAGGCACUUGAGCCAGCCAGGAGGUCAGGUACCCGAGAUAGCGCUCAUACGUCCCUACGAGAUACUGGCUGAAGCCCAAAGCUACCCCCUGAAUCAUGUUAUGCUAUAGGUACCUUAGGAGCUAGGCACCUAGGUAAGUCCCUAAGCCUUGAUUGAGGCAGGUGAUCCGUGCACACCGCUGCCACCAUAACAGGCAGCUCCACGUUACA